AUGGAGGGAAGAAGGCUUCAGAGGUGGCUGUGUGGGACAACAACUAAUCAAGAUGAGCACCUCAGGGAGCCAGACACUUCUGGUGUGGAGCACCAAGACCCCGUGAAAGCAGAUGGGCCAGCAGGGCCAGGCCAACCCACCAAACCCAUCGCCUAUGUAAGGCCCAUGCACAUGGAGGCCCCAGCAACUGCAGAGCCAGAGGCAGCCCCAGCCGCACAAAGACCAGAAAGACACCACUCCAGAAGCCACCCCAGGGGAGGGAGGACAGAGAGAAGUGGCCAGAGAAGGACCAGGGAAGGGAGGCAGAGGACAGAGAGAAGGAGCCAGAGAAGGAGCAGCUGCCACCAGCAGGCAGCCUCUCAGGAGCCACCAGAAGUCCCUCAGGAGCACUUUAUGGAAAUGGUGCUGGACAACGAUGACCUGGCCCUGGAUGCUGACUUUGAAGAUGGGCUGGCCCCCUACUUCCCCUUCAUUCAAAUAACCGCAGCGCCAAUGGGGACUGUCCAGGAGCUGCCCCAGCCCUCUGGCCACUGGUCCCUCAUGGGACGUCAGGCAGCCACCCUGUACCCCACUAUCAACUUCACCCCUCUGUCAGGCACUGCCCUACACUUCAUGCAGACCUCCUUCGGGAUCCAUGUGUUCGGGAUUCCAGAGUUCUUCACUCACAUUGGUAUCUGA
Jaculus jaculus (lesser Egyptian jerboa) is the source of this 678-nucleotide messenger RNA. Its product is annotated as proline-rich protein 20E-like. The transcript has a single exon. The record is from RefSeq and is a predicted model, not a curated record. The coding region runs from base 1 to 678 and encodes 225 amino acids. NCBI's taxonomy places the organism in Eukaryota, Metazoa, Chordata, Mammalia, Rodentia, Dipodidae.